AUGCAAAACGGCAGCCUCGACGGCCCAUCCACCCAAGAUGAACGUGUAACACCUGUGUCUGAUCUCACACCCCUCAACGGGUCUGAAAUCGAAAAUUCAACGGAUUCUGCGCCCCCCGAAUCGAUCCCUCCCGAGCCGAAAGAUGUCGAAGCUGUCCCGCAACCCGAAGAGCCUCCAUCCAAGAAACGCAGGCUGACGGAUUCUACCUCAUCGCCACGUUCCACCUCACGCCCACCAUCUCCGCCAUGGAAGAAAGCUGGUUUUGAUGGCCCGACAUCGUUCUUGCUUGAAGGGAAGCGUAGGUCUUCGCGGACCAAUGCGGUCCCUGUCGAAUCCCAACCGCCAUCGGAUAAGAGACACACGCGUGGAGCGCAGAAGGGGCAUGGCAGGUCCGCUCGCGAUAGCAACAAACCGGUCACUUCCUCACCAUUAUCCGUGACGCAGUCACGCGCCGAACUCAAUGGAAAGCUUGGUGGGAAGACUACCAAUGGAUCCCCCAGAACCCCAUCCUCGCGCACGGUGGCCACCAAGCCUCAACGAGUCUCACAAGCGCCCGCUUCUAAACAAAGUCAUUCGCGCACACGAUCUCGAGGUUCCGCAACGCUACCUCGUCCCCCCGGUACAAACGGGACCAGCUCUCGUUCUCUCCGCGAUCGACAUUCCCUUUCAACAUUAGCGCAAGAAGUUAACGGAAGACCAGAUAAUGUUAAGAUGGAUGGGGACGAACAAGAUCAGGGCUCACAAAAGGUUCCCCGAUUACGGCUCAAGGUUGGCAAACCUGUCCUUCCGAUUCGACACCCCGGCCAUGUCCCACAGAAGAAAUACACGUCAUUCCGGGAAUGGGUAGACCAAGAAGACCGGUCGAACACACUGUCAAAUGAUGAGGCUAUAAUUGAAGCGCGCAGACGGCGCGAGGUUAUGGAUGCUGCGGAGGCUGGUGGACCGCUAAGCUCGGAAGUUUGCUCGGCAUACCUUACUGAGCAGCAGGAGGAACCCGCACCGCAAUAUUCGCACCAAGAUCAUUUGGUUUCACACGCGCUAUUCUUCCAGAAGCUUCUCGUCCAGGAGCACAAACGUCACCGACAGACCGCCAAAAUGUUUGCGCAAUGGUGUGCAGAUGCUUAUCGGAAACGCCAUAAGAACCCAGAGGAUAUUCUCCGCGAACAACAAGAGGAAAUGCGUGGGAAGCGCAAGCAGUUGGCCAAGGAUUUGCAGAAGAUGUUCGACCUAACCCGGGCCGACAUUGACCGCGUUCGUCUAGCACGCUGGGAAGAAGAGCGCAAAGUUCAAGACCAACAAGCCCUUGACCGUGCGAUCCAAAAGUCCACGGCGCUGUUUGAGAAACGGCGAUCAGAGAUAUUAGGCGAAGUGCCUAGUGACGCCCCUGCGACGAGUGAUGAUGAGGACCUCGAUUCUGGCUCUGAAUCUGGCUCAGGCGAAGACGAUGAAAGCAAUAUGUCGGGUUCUGAAUCCGCAACUGACGACGAAGCAAAUAUCGAUGAUGAUGCUGCCUUAACAGCCGAAGAACUCCGAAUGAAAUACGCCAACCUACCUGAUGAUCAAACCGACCGAAUGUCAAUAGCCUCUGGAACCACUGCGAUGACCAACCCCAACGAAUCCAUGGAUCCCGAAACUGCCUUAGAAGACGAUUCCCAAGCUACCCCCGGAGAUACCAAUCUUGAUGACGUGGACUCGGUGCUCAUGGACGACAGCGAUGCCUCCACCGAUAUGGACGAUGAUAUGGGUGAUAGUGAUGAGGUAGCCGAUGAAUCGGGCGAAGGAGAUUCAGACGAAGAUGGCGAUGACAGAUCUGGUCUGAUGGGCUUCUUUUCCAAGAAGGAGAUCUCCACACCCAAGGACUGCGAGGACGAAGCUGAAGAUGCAGAUCCUGAACAAGUUGAUACCUCGGACGAUGAAUCAGAUGAAGAUGAGGAUGAUGGAUCUGGUUUGCUUGGAUUCUUCUCCAAGAAAGACAUAUCUGCAAUCAAAGAUGAUCGGGACGUCAAGGAAGCAGGCACGGAUAUCGAGCAAGACGAUGAUGAGAUUGACUUUGAGGAUCAGGAUGAAGUUUCUCUUGUUCCAAACGGACCAACAGCUAGCGAAGGCGAUUUUCCUGAAGACAACUCGCCUGAAGGAACAACCUCCAAUAUUGUCAAUGCAUCCGAAGCAUCUCCUGCUACUGGCGGAGAAACACCUGUCAUGGAUACCCCAAUGGAAGAGGAGGCAACUGAACCAGAAGCUGAAGAAGUCACUCCUGUUGGCGUGACAGAUGACGCUGAUCAGCCCCAGCCUAUGGAGGUAGAUACCGUCCACGAUGGCCAACCCAGCGGCGAACUGUCCAGUGAGGCUUCGCCGGGAACAUUUGCAACCAAACCAUCUGAACCCGAGUCCGUCUCUUCACUUGAGCCUGCUAUUGAGAAGGCAUUGCAAAUAUCCCACUCGCCUGCUCCUGGUAUGCAAACACCUAUACCAUCACUACUCCGCGGUACGCUACGUGAAUACCAGCACUACGGUUUGGACUGGCUAGCAGGUCUAUACAACAACCACAUCAACGGAAUUUUGGCAGAUGAGAUGGGUCUGGGUAAAACAAUUCAAACAAUUGCCCUACUCGCUCACCUUGCCGUGGAUCAUGGUGUCUGGGGCCCGCAUCUAGUAGUUGUUCCCACCAGUGUGAUGCUCAACUGGGAAAUGGAGUUCAAGAAAUGGUGCCCAGGUUUCAAGAUCAUGACAUACUAUGGUAAUCAAGAAGAGCGCAAGCAGAAGCGCCGCGGUUGGACGGACGAUAAUGCCUGGAACGUUCUGAUUACAUCGUAUCAACUCGUCUUGCAAGACCAGCAGUCUCUCAAGCGAAGGAACUGGCACUACAUGAUUCUCGAUGAAGCGCACAACAUCAAGAACUUCCGAUCGCAGAGAUGGCAGGCCCUUCUCACGUUCAAGUCCCGCGCCAGGCUUCUUUUAACGGGUACACCAUUACAGAACAAUUUGACUGAGCUCUGGUCCCUUCUCUUCUUCUUGAUGCCCUCUGACGGCUCAAGUGGUGGAGUUGAAGGGUUUGCAGACCUGAAAGACUUUUCUGAAUGGUUCCGCCGUCCAGUAGAACAAAUUUUGGAGCAUGGCAGGGAAACUAUGGACGAAGAAGCCAAGGGUGUCAUUACCAAACUUCACACAGUUCUUCGUCCAUAUAUUCUGCGUCGGCUAAAGGCCGACGUUGAGAAACAAAUGCCCGGCAAGUACGAGCAUGUUGUCUACUGUCGGCUCUCCAAGCGUCAGCGCUACCUCUACGAUGGCUUCAUGUCGAUGGCGCAGACCAAGGAGACGCUCGCAUCCGGAAACUUCCUUUCUAUCAUCCACUGUCUCAUGCAGCUUCGUAAGGUCUGCAACCACCCUGAUCUUUUCGAAACUCGUCCCAUCUCUACCUCCUUUGCCAUGCCACGAUCUGUGGUAACAGAUUUCAAUGUCAAGGAAUCCCUUGUUCGGCGAAGGCUCCUUUUUGAACACCCUCUCACCAAGAUAGACUUGGAUUUCCUCAACCUCGCCCCCGUUUCUCGCGAAGACAUCUCGCGGCGAUUGGCCGACGACAGUAUGAGGCUCAUGGCAAUUGGUCCUUUCAAAACUCUUCGCGAACGCCAGUAUAAUCGAACCAAUUGGGAAAUGGGCUUCGAUGGCUCCAACAUGCAAACUAUAUUGGAAUCUCUCGAGAACGCGUGCCGCAAGAGGCGAAUGGCCGAGUUAGAGCGCUGUCUCUACUUUGAAACCAAGCGUCACGGCCGUCGUCCUAUCUAUGGUAGCAGCCUUGUUGAAUUCCUCAGGGCUGGCACCAAGGAGCAUGCUCUGUCCAAUGCACCACUACGGAAGCGCUCAAUGUCCGAAUGGCUGUCGAGCCGAUCCUCAGUGCUCGCUUCGAUGAUUCUGACUGUCGAAGAGCGAGCCCUCGAAAUGGAUGGUUACGUUCAGAGAUUCGCCUGUGUCACACCUGCUGCCGUCGCUGCAGGUAUGAACGAAGCGGCCUUGACUCCUGUCGAGACACGGCUUUUGACGAAUACCCGCAAAGAUCAGCCUUACGAUCCAUUCCAUGAAGCACGCAUGCGCCUCUCUAUUGCGUUUCCAGACAAGAGACUUCUCCAGUAUGAUUGUGGCAAGCUACAGCGCCUAGAUAAGUUGUUGCGCGACCUCAAAGCUGGGGGCCACCGAGCAUUGAUCUUCACUCAGAUGACCAAGAUGCUCGAUAUUCUGGAACAAUUCCUCAAUAUUCAUGGCCAUCGCUAUCUUCGGCUCGACGGAACUACAAAGGUCGAGUCGCGACAGAUGCUUACGGAGCGGUUCAAUAGCGAUCCUCGUAUUCUCGCUUUCAUCCUGUCUAGUCGAUCCGGUGGUCUCGGAAUCAACCUUACGGGCGCCGACACGGUCAUCUUCUACGAUCUAGACUGGAACCCAGCCAUGGACAAGCAAUGUCAAGACCGUUGCCACCGCAUCGGUCAAACUCGGGACGUACAUAUUUACCGAUUCGUGUCCGAGUACACCAUUGAGUCCAACAUUCUCCGCAAGGCCAAUCAGAAGCGUAUGCUGGACGACGUGAUUAUCCAAGAAGGCGAAUUCACCACGGACUACUUCACCAAAUUGGAGACUCAGGCUCUGGCCGAGAGCGACGAGCGCGACGGCCAGGAUGAGGCCAGUGCCGCCAUGGACCGUGUCCUGGGCAAUCGCGUCGCCGGCACCCGCGUCUUCGAGCACGCAGAGGACAAGGAGGAUCUAGACGCAGCCAAGAACGCGCAGAAGGAACAGGAGCAUGCAGACGAUGGCGACUUCGAGGAGCACAGUGCUUCACAUGGGACUCCCGCACAAGUCGGCACGCCUCUGGACGAUGGCUCUGGAACCCCUGCACAAUCCGUACCCACCGAGGACCCAGACUUGGAGGUGCAGCCUGGUCACAUCGACGACUAUUUGUUACGCUUCAUGGAGUGGAACAUGAAGGAUGAGCCCCUGGUUCUGCCUCCAGAUAAGAGCAAGAAGAAAUCCAAAAAGGGCAAGGAGCAUCAUCUCAAGAGGCGACGCUAG
Penicillium antarcticum is the source of this 5055-nucleotide messenger RNA. RefSeq names its product putative SNF2 family helicase/ATPase (Swr1) (gene swr1). Bases 1 to 5055 code for a protein of 1684 amino acids. The transcript has a single exon. Gene Ontology annotation, molecular function: ATP hydrolysis activity; histone binding; ATP-dependent chromatin remodeler activity. Gene Ontology annotation, cellular component: Swr1 complex. The record is from RefSeq and is a predicted model, not a curated record. NCBI's taxonomy places the organism in Eukaryota, Fungi, Ascomycota, Eurotiomycetes, Eurotiales, Aspergillaceae.